Molecule: messenger RNA, 964 nt
Organism: Chanos chanos (milkfish)
Lineage: Eukaryota; Metazoa; Chordata; Actinopteri; Gonorynchiformes; Chanidae
Gene: hmgb2b
Product: high mobility group box 2b
Exons: 5
Coding region: 69-731 (220 amino acids)
Biological process (GO): regulation of transcription by RNA polymerase II
Source: RefSeq, a predicted model, not a curated record
UAAACAUAGUGGGUGGUUGGGGACACGAGAAUUUAGUUUACGUCGUUGGCUGGAGGAGUUCUACAGCCAUGGUGAAGGGAGAUGUCAACAAGCCGAAAGGCAAAACGUCCGCCUAUGCAUUUUUCGUUCAGAGCUGCCGCGAUGAACACAAGCUGAAAAACCCAGAGAUCCCGAUAAACUUCGCUGUGUUCUCCAAGAAGUGCUCCGAGCGUUGGAAGGCCUUGGCAGACACAGAAAAGAGAAGGUUUGAGGACAAGGCCAAGGUAGAUAAGGCUCGAUAUGACCGGGAGAUGAAAAACUAUGUUCCACCCAAAGGCAUGGGAAAGAAGGGGAAGAAAAAGAAGGAUCCCAAUGCCCCCAAACGACCUCCGUCAGCUUUCUUUAUUUUCUGCUCAGAGUAUAGACCAGCAGUGAAGAGUGAGAAUCCGAACUUGUCCAUUGGAGAAACCGCUAAGAAACUGGGUGAGAUGUGGUCAAAAAAAGGCACCAAAGACCGAGCACCCUAUGAGCAGAAAGCAGCAAAACUGCGGGAGAAGUAUGACAAGGAUAUGGCUACUUAUCGGGCCAGGGGCGGGGCUGGGGGCGGAGCUGCCAAGAGGGGGCCGGGCAGACCUACUGGCACCACAAAAAAACUUCAGGGCGCAGAGGCAGAAGACCAGGAUGAUGAUGACGACGAUGAGGAUGAAGAGGACGAUGAUGAUGAAGAUGAGGAAGACGAUGACGACGACUAGAGAGCGUGUUUGUGUGUUCCAGUGCUGGCUCUUUUAGACAGUAAUACUUAUUUGGCUGUGUGAAUGUGUGUGGAUUUUACCAUAUUCUCUAUUGUUUCAUGAAUUCAUGUACAGAUAUGUAAAUAGCCUGUUUUACCCAAGACCAGCUUGAACAAUGAUGCAAAAUGUAGACUAGGAUUUUUUGUAGUAUGUGUUUGCAUUUUUUUUUUUCAUUCAAAUGCUCAACAUUUUGU